AAGUUACGUCAUCAGUGAAUAAAAUUUUCACGGUGGAGGAGAGAUAUCAACAGUGGAAUGUAACCGCGCACGAACAGGGGCAGAGUCUGUCAGCAAAAUCCGUCUCCAUCCUUAUGUUUUAGCCAAUAAUGACUCCCCAGAUACGGAGAGCAUAAACUACGCGUUUCACACUACCGGAUGAUAUCGAUAUUACAGCUCUUCGUUCCUCAGACAGAUAAAAAAGGGAUGGUGAAAUUUGGAUUGUCAAAGAAAGAACUGGGAUUUUGGGGGGGUGGGGGGGAGAGAGAUUGUGAAUUAAGGGGGUUGUAAACCAAUCAAAGACGGUGGAACAUUUGCCGACGUACCGUUGACAAAAGGCUUAAAGCUAAACAUUUAGGACAAGCAACGUUACUUACUCAGCCAGAAACGAAGCAAGAAACAUAACGUUAGCUAAUAGCGAAAUGGAGCUAAGAGUGGGGAACCGGUACAGGCUGGGCAGAAAAAUCGGAAGUGGAUCUUUUGGGGACAUUUAUUUAGGCACAGAUAUUUCGGUGGGUGAGGAGGUUGCAAUUAAGUUGGAAUGUGUGAAGACCAAACACCCCCAGCUCCACAUCGAGAGUAAGAUCUACAAGAUGAUGCAAGGAGGAGGUGAUGUAUCAGCUCACAUGCUGGAAUCCUCAUCUCUUGUUGGACUUCUGUUCUCCAUUUCCUAACACUUCCAGCUGCUACAUUGAAUCAACUCACAGCUUUAAAUAAAA
This is a messenger RNA of Lates calcarifer (barramundi perch), 737 nucleotides long. Its product is annotated as casein kinase I-like. The record is from RefSeq and is a predicted model, not a curated record. The coding region runs from base 441 to 692 and encodes 83 amino acids. The transcript is spliced from 2 exons. Gene Ontology annotation, molecular function: protein kinase activity; ATP binding. Gene Ontology annotation, biological process: protein phosphorylation. Lineage: Eukaryota; Metazoa; Chordata; Actinopteri; Centropomidae.